Molecule: messenger RNA, 1434 nt
Organism: Chroicocephalus ridibundus (black-headed gull)
Lineage: Eukaryota; Metazoa; Chordata; Aves; Charadriiformes; Laridae
Gene: GCLM
Product: glutamate-cysteine ligase modifier subunit
Exons: 7
Coding region: 158-973 (271 amino acids)
Biological process (GO): glutathione biosynthetic process
Cellular component (GO): glutamate-cysteine ligase complex
Molecular function (GO): glutamate-cysteine ligase catalytic subunit binding; enzyme regulator activity
Source: RefSeq, a predicted model, not a curated record
GCCCGCCCCGCCGCCCAUUGUCCUCGCUCCAUGUGACCGGGGACGGUUACAAACCGUUCCUCCCGCCCCUGCCGCCGCCGUUGUUCGUGCUGAGUCACGGCGCUGCCCGGUGCCGCGGGGAGCCCGGCGGCCGCCGCCGUAGCGCCAGCCCUUCCCCAUGGGGACGGACGGCGCCCGCGCCCUGCUGGAGCGGGCGGGCACCCUCACCCUGCAGACCGGCAACCUCCUCAACUGGGGCUGCCUGCGCAAGAAGUGCCCGGCCACCCCCGGCGAGGAGGUGCGGGACUGCAUUCAGAAAACGCUGACUGAAUGGAGCUCAAAGAUUGGACAAGACCUAAAUCAGGAAAUACUGGAGGUUCUGGAAUGUACUGUAGCUCAAGCUAUAGAAAAAAUAAAUCCUGAAGAAAGGGAUGAGUUGAAAGUUUCAGCGAAACUUUUCAUCGUUGGAUCAAACUCUUCAUCAAUCAGAGAUGCAGUUGACCUGGCAUGUUCUGCCCUCGGAGUUGCCCAGUUAGACUCAGUCAUUAUUGCUCCGCCUCCCAUUGAAGAUGGAACUAGCCUCUCCUUGGAGUAUUUGCAACCUUAUUGGCAAGAACUUGAAAACCUAGUUCAAAACAAAAAGAUCGUUGCCAUAGGUACCUCUGACCUAGAUAAAACACUGUUAGAGGAGCUGUAUCUGUGGGCACAGGUGAAACCAAGUAGUAAUCAGGUGAACCUAGCUUCCUGUUGUGUGAUGCCACCUGAUCUCACAGCAUUUGCAAAACAGUUUGACAUACAGCUGUUAACUCACAAUGACCCAAAAGAAUUACUUUGUGAAGCAAGUUUCCAAGAAGUUCUUCAGGAAAGCAUCCAGAACACGAAAGCAUAUGAGUGGAUUCCUUUAUGGCUUCUCCGGUACUCGGUCAUUGUUAAAAGCAGAGGAAUUAUCAAGUCCAAAGGCUAUAUCAUGCAAGCUAAAAGAAAUGCCUCUUAAAACACUUUUUUUUUUUUUAAAUGGCUUACUGUUUUAAUUUCUUGGGGAUGGGGGGAACAUUGCUUUUUUUCAUAGAGACACUUUUACAGCAUUUGUAACAAAGACCAAAAGUUGUAAUUAUUCAGUGUGAUGUCAGCAGGAGUCUGUGGUGUUCUAACACUAUUUUUCUUUCUUAACCUAUUGACCAGUUCAUUUAAAAUAUGAAAUAUUUUGGGUUUGUUUGUUUUCAAAUGAAAUUAUCUCUAGAGAAACAGUUUAAAAUAUUUUGCUUUGUAUGACCAGUUCACUGUAAAAUUAUCAUUAUAUUUUAGCUGCCAUUAGGUAGUAUAGAGAAACUUAUAUAUUUUUAUUUUUUAAAAAAAUUAAUUUCUCUUAAAUAAUAGUUACUUAUCUGGUAGGUACAUGGAUUUCAAGCAUUCGGGGACUAGUUUUUCUAGAAAACUGUAAUCUUUUAUGAAAAA